Messenger RNA from Pomacea canaliculata, 4697 nucleotides. Its product is annotated as myosin-13-like. The transcript is spliced from 4 exons. Lineage: Eukaryota; Metazoa; Mollusca; Gastropoda; Architaenioglossa; Ampullariidae. Gene Ontology annotation, biological process: positive regulation of DNA-templated transcription. Gene Ontology annotation, molecular function: zinc ion binding; protein binding; ubiquitin-protein transferase activity. Gene Ontology annotation, cellular component: chromatin; nucleoplasm. The coding region runs from base 1177 to 3051 and encodes 624 amino acids. The record is from RefSeq and is a predicted model, not a curated record.
AACGACAUUCACUCGCGUGUAAGAUACAGGUAGGUGCACAAUGACAAGCUAGGCAAUGUUCGACUGAAGCGUAAAUCGCAAAGAAUGUUGUUUAUUUACGCCUGUUAACGUACGUACUGAUGUGUGAAAAAAGCAAUGGUUAUUGCAAUAGAUAAACUAACAAAUGAAGAGAAAAAUCCAAAGCUAGGCCUAAAGAUACAUUAAAAUGUGUUGUAAAUACUGAUGAAAUUCGACGACAACAGAACCAUUAUUGUAGCUUGAUUCUUUUACAAAGAGAUCCUUUUUAUGCAUUUGUACAAGCUUUAGACAGAUGUUCAAUAAUGUUAAUCGUAGAAACUUCGUAUUUGUUGAAUUUGUUCUGAAUUAUGUCAUCCUAAGCGCACACAAGUGGACCGUGUCAACUGUUGCUUCUAUACGUGUUCUCCCCUAACGAAAGGUACCAAACCAGGGACGAGUAACUCAAUGGCUGACAUUAAAAUACGAUAUGUUAUUAUUAUACGCAUAUUGUACAAUACACAGACACCAUGCAACGUAGUACAUCACUACAUACACGUCCACAAUGUUUAAAGACCAUGAAAGGUAAAAAUGACAAUGUAUAUUAAAACUGUAACUUUCACGUGUACGAACACCGACAUAAACGCUUGCGCGAACACACACUGUAAACUUAAUCUCUCUCCCACACAUUCGCCUACAUAAUUACACACAUUCGCAAACGCGCACACAUAUGCACGGGUACACAAACAAACCAACUUGCAGAUAACAUGAGUCACAGUGUGCAUCACACUCGGCGCAGUUUGUGAUGUCUUGACAGUGAUUAGGGACAAGUAAGGUCUGAAUUUCUGGGAAUUAUUUUGUACUUUCGUUUCCUAAAAUUCUUGUUCUAAAAAUAAAGCGCUGUUACUGACAACACACCAGAUCAAUCCCGUCAACCGCUGCGUGCUGUCAACAACGCCACGGAACUACGUACAUGUCAGGAGCUUUAUUUAACAGUCACCUGAUUUGACAGGAAGAAAAAAACUCGCCUGUAAUCAGACAAGCACUCUUGCUCCGACAAGUUUCGAGAUAAGACAAGAGGUCAGGUGACGUGGACGUGGCUGGAGAUAACCGUCGGCCGCCAUUUUGGAAAGACUGUCGUGUACUUUGUGCGUCUUACCUUCACUGAUACACACAACGACGAUGGCAACGAGAAGUGAUGCUGAUGAUGCUACAUCCAUUUGCAGCAUUUGUCUGGAGCCGUACAAGGGACGUAAUCCUAAGCUUUUGCCCUGUUUUCACACACUUUGCCUCCCCUGUUUGAAAGACUUGGAACAGCACAGCCUGCAAGCUUUAUCCGACAGAAAAGGAAGUCAAGAUGACGACAGAGACAAUCCACCUUUGACCUUUCCAUGUCCUACGUGUAGAGCAGUUAUCACUGUUCCCCCUGGUGGCGUCAUCCAGUUCCAGACUAAUUUCUAUUUGAACGAUGACACACUCACCUGUCAGAUAUGCGAUCUAGGUAACGAGGCCACGUACAACUGUUCUGAGUGCAGCCAAAAUAUGUGCGAUCACUGCAAGCGGUACCACAACAAAUUUCUUCCCAGUCACAAGGUUGAACCUCUGACCUUUAGUUGCAAGGAUACAUCUCAAAUUAGCUUUGAGCCUGAAAAGGAGGGUACAAUCACACAACAACUCGCGGUGUUGGAGGCGGCGCUGGUGACGAUGAGGGAGGAGGAGGGCACGCUGGAGCGGGAGAGGCAGGCGGUGGCUGACGUCAUCAGCAGGCGGGCUAACGCUGCGAGGGCGCUAGUGACGCAGGCAGAGGAGAGAAGCCAGAAGGAACUGUCGGAAGUAGCUGAAAGGCUUAGAAUACAGAUACAAGAAGAGAUGGUAGCUACUCACAAUAUUCACGGUAAAAUAUUUACAUUGAUGUCGCAGGAACGCGGUACGGGUCAAGCAAAUCCAAUCAGCAGAAAGGUGCAGACGGUUCUUCUCAGUGAUGAAAAUUUACGGUUGGUUCAAGAGCGAUGCAGCAGUGGCCGACAAUCGAAGUUAAUUCAGUACCAGUACAACGACGUCGCCAUUGACAUGAAGAUCGUAGGAGACUACAUAGGUACGGUGUGUGAUGGUAAACAACCUGCAGGGGAGACCAGCAACGUGCAGGUGUCAGAGUCCGUCUGUGCAGAGUUACAGUCUUCAGAGCGGCAAUGGAAGACUAUGGCUGUUACACCGAAGCUGUCAGACACAACAAAACUAUCAUGUGAUAUUGGAGAAAGCGAGGACAUGUUGACACAUGAUACACCUUCACACUACUUAGAGAGAUACAAUAGUGCGAUGACAGAAUUGCGUAUUCUCAAGGAAGAGAUCUCUAAUCUUAAGAUGGAUGUGAGCAUUUUAAAAGAAACGGACUCCAUGGCUGAAAAAAAAAUGAGAAAUUUUGAAGAAAAGUUGGAGAACGUUAAAGAAGAGCUUUCAAGAACGGAAAAGGUAACGACCUCUAUAAAGCAAGAGACGGAAACAGUAAAGACCGUCAACUAUAAACUGCAAAAUGCCAUUGACAAUAUGAAGCUGGAGUAUUCAAUUAUUAAAAGAGAAACGAAUAAAGCCAAAGAAAACAUUAACGAUCUGGAGAUAGACCUUGAAAGUUUUAAAGAAAAAUCCAGUUCCAUGGUGGCAUUUGACGCCAGACUCCAUGUUGAUAUAACAGUUGACGAAGAUGAAACUGAUAUCUUCCUGAGAGACGUGAAUUGCAACGUGGGGGAAGCGUACAACAAGAACACAGGUAUUUUCAUCGCUCCUGUAACAGGUAUCUACUUCUUUAUGGCGAGAACAGUGAAAGUUAAAACACCAGACUUCUCGCUUGAUAUACAAGUGGAUGGAAAUCGAGUUGCUGAAUCAUUAUGGGAAAGUAGUCCGCGGAAAGCCAAUGGGAGCUGUGUUGUACACCUUGUACAAAAACUGAGUCAAGGACAAGAGGUCACACUGUCAACGUAUACAUCGUCAGAGGCCACAUUGCGAAGGAGGGAAACGUCCUUUUCUGGCAUGUUAGUGCGACCAGAGCUUGACAUUGAAUAGUCGUUAACGUUUUUUUUUCAGUAAGCCUGAAUAUAUUUUUUCCAACAAAACCGAUAUGUUGCCGCCAUGAUUGCCUCAUAGACUUAGCUGUCAUGGCCCUGUAUCGGUUACCGAUAUUGAAAAUGUAAUAUCAGUUAAAAGUCAAUUCACACUCAACCAACAUCGGUUUAAAAGCUGGAUUCAUAUUGAAGUUAACGUUUAAAAAAUGUAAUGUGUUGUUUCUUUUGGCCUAAUAGAAACCUUCGAUCUUGGUAGCACCAUUGCAAACUCGGCAGCCUGAUAGUAGAAGUACAAAUAUUUAUUUGCUUGAUUUUGUUAAACAUCUUUCCUAUUUCCCAUCAUCUCAGGAGCUGGCAUGAGAAAGCCUAUUAGAUAGAAUACUAGCUGAGAAAAUGAUUUUAAGUCCUAGCUUGAGUCUAUGACUAGAAGCCUUAGUUGCUAUCUCUAGGCAGCAAAUUAAUCGAGCAGGCUGGGUGAUUCGGGUUAAUCAUUUAAGUCUAGGAAAUGUCUUCACACGCUGUCAUAUCAUGUCUUUUUUAUGGCAUAGACUUAUUGUAUUUGAAACUUCUUCCCAUGAUAAAUAUUUCCUUUUAUGAUCUCCGUGUGUCAUGAUUAUCAGUUUUUUUUUUUUAUGAAGCUUUAAAACCCUCAGCCAAAUCCUCAUGUAAAAAGAUGACAUAUUGAUAAUAUUUCCCUUUAGUAUACCUUCAACUUUUUAUAUAAUCACUCACUGCAUGUUUGUAUAACUUCAGAACAUAGAUUCUCUGUAAAUGCAAAACCAUUCUUUAAUGAUAUCAAUAUAUGUUUACAGUGCAUUAAGUCUUUAAACUAAUUCUUGUACUAAUGGGUAUUUUGUAAAAAAAAAAUGUACUGUAGAUGUGGACUGAGAAAAACGAUUUUUGAAUCUUUUUGUUUAACAUUUUAUUUUGACCUUGAUUAGAGACUAUUAAAUUAUUAGUGUAGUUAAUUUAUAGCUGAACAACCUUAAGAAUGAUUUUUGAAGAAUUGAAUGUUUUGUUCAGUUUUUUUUUUGAAUGUUCUUGUCAUGGACUGGUGCACUGCACCAGGCUAAUUUAUUUUCAAGAGAGGUGGAAACUGGGGAAAAACUGUUGUGCUGGUUUCUUUCACGUUGGACCUUAAACCACACGGUAGAGAUGUUAAAGAGACUAAAAUGAAGUAAAUUUAACAAAUUGCCUUUUUUUGCAAAUAAAGGACUUGUGUUCUAAUUUUAAUUUAUGUUGUUAAUAACACUUAUUAUUUUAAUUGACAAUUUCUUUUGAAUUAUUGUAUUUCUUAAAUGAGAUUUGUGUUGGUAUUUUUAAUGUAGUGAAAAAGGAGCUGUAAAUUUCAAUCUGUGUGUGUGUGCACUUGCGCAUCUUUUGUCACAACAUGUAUUAGUUUUAGGAACAGAAUGAAAAGGAUUAUGAAUUAUGUAUCUUUCUUAAUUUAUAGCAUUUGAAUUUCAAGCCUUUUCUUCCACCAUACCAUAUGUUUUAAUAGCUUAGAAACAGAAGGAAUUAUACCAGUGUGUACAGGCUUUGCUAGGAGAGGGUUGUGCUUGCUGGUGUUUCCUUCAAUGCUUCGAAAAGCCGUAUAACUUUUUUAUGUUCAUCUUUAUUUCACAAUGAUGGUUGCAGCACUGUCGA